This is a messenger RNA of Toxorhynchites rutilus septentrionalis, 3666 nucleotides long. RefSeq names its product calpain-B-like. Gene Ontology annotation, cellular component: cytoplasm. The transcript has 6 exons. The record is from RefSeq and is a predicted model, not a curated record. Gene Ontology annotation, molecular function: calcium ion binding; calcium-dependent cysteine-type endopeptidase activity. NCBI's taxonomy places the organism in Eukaryota, Metazoa, Arthropoda, Insecta, Diptera, Culicidae. Gene Ontology annotation, biological process: proteolysis. Bases 194 to 2671 code for a protein of 825 amino acids.
UGCUGAUGGUGGGUUUCUCUUCAUCUCAUGCUCACCGUUCGCUCAGUCCGUAGAUAGCCGUUGGAGCGUUAGUACACGCGAGUGUAGCAGCAGCUCACAAGUAGGCGCUACGCCGUCUAGUGACGGGUUUCGGUGCGUUUUGAGUAGUGAUUAGUUCCCGAGAGUCACCGAGUGACACCAAAAAGUGGUGAGGAUGCCGGACGCUACGCGUGCCUCGAUUGAAUCCUUGGUUAAGGAAUUCAACGGUGGAGCCAGCGGUUGGAAGCGGUUGCAUCAGUCCCGAACGCGCUUUAUGCCCAUCGUCUUUGGCCGGGAUGGGAAACCUCAGCCGAAGAAGGACUUUCGCAGUGUAGACGCCCAGGAUUUCCACGAUCUCCGCGCAAGCUGUCUUCGCACCAGGACCCUAUUUGAGGAUCCGGUUUUCCCCGCGGACAAUUCCUCACUCGAUUUCGGCGGUGGUUUAUCCCUGUCCCACAUCAAAUGGCUUCGGCCGAGCGAGAUUUCACCGAAUCCGGUGUUCUACGAAGACAGCUACUCGCGGUUCGAUGUGAACCAGGGAGAGUUAGGAGACUGUUGGUUGCUGGCAGCGGCAGCAAACCUAACCCAGGAACCGCACAUGUUCACGCGAGUCGUCCCAGAGGAUAACAGUUUCACGGUGGACUACGCAGGGAUAUUUCAUUUCACGUUCUGGAGAUUCGGCCACUGGUACGAUGUGGUGAUUGACGAUCGGCUACCCACCCACCAGGGGCGAUUGGUUUACAUGAGGUCAUCGGAGAAGAAUGAAUUCUGGAGCGCACUGCUGGAGAAGGCGUACGCCAAACUGUUCGGGUCGUACGAGGCCUUGCGAGGUGGUUCGGCGAGUGAGGCGAUGAUAGAUUUCACCGGAGGUAUCUCGGAAACGUACGAUAUGAAGGAAGCUCCGAAGGAUCUGUUUCAGAUUAUUGAGAAAGGGUUCAACAAUCACGCAAUGUUUGCGUGCAGUUUGGAACCGGAUCCACAGCGACCGGAGGCAGAAACGGCCCAAGGGUUGAUUAGAGGGCACGCAUACUCGAUCACGAUGGCAAAAAUGGUGGACAUUCAGACGCCCAACGUGAAGGGGAAAAUUCCGCUGCUGAGACUGCGGAAUCCAUGGGGAAAUGCUACGGAAUGGAACGGAUCGUGGAGUGAUCAAUCGCCCGAGUGGAAGUACAUAUCGGAGGAAACGAAGCGGGAAAUUGGACUGAUAUUCGAGGUGGAUGGGGAGUUCUGGAUAUCAUUCCAGGACUUUGUGAAGUAUUUCGAUCGAAUCGAAAUGUGCAAUCUCAAUCCGAAUUGUCCAAUCGUACAACGAACGGCAUAUCCUUGGAAACAAUCGGCGUUCGAAGGAGAAUGGGUUAUUGGUAGCACAGCUGGCGGGUGUAGAAAUUUCCCGGAUACCUUCUGGCACAACCCACAGUACGUAGUUGCUCUGGAUAAUCCAGAUAAGGACGAUGACGAAGCCAAAGCUACGGCUAUAGUUUCACUGCUGCAGAAGAAUCGCCGUUCCAAGCAGAACAAGGGAACCGAUUGUCUCACCAUUGGGUUCAUUGUGUAUCGUGUGACCGAACGGGAUCUUGUUAAGAAACCAUUGCCCAAAGAAUUCUUCCUACGAAACGCUUCCGUAGCGAGGUCCACCUAUAUCAAUCUCCGAGAGGUGACCUGCCGGUUUAGGUUAGAUCCCGGAACGUACGUUGUAAUACCGUCGACAUUUGAGCCGAAUCUUGAGGGGGAAUUCAUGAUUCGGGUGUUUUCGGAGUGUCCAAAUUGUAUGCGGGAGAACGAAGACUGCGUCGGUGUUUGCGAUCAGGAUCCACGGGUUGCGCCUGAUACCAACAACAGCAAGUCAGUAGCACCAAUUCAGAUUCUGGACAGUCCAGAUCCGACGAAACCCGACCCUCAGCGAAAAGCCAUGGAGCGGCUGUUCAUCGAAGUGGCCGGCUCGGAUGGAGAGAUCGACUGGAUGGAACUCAAGAUGGUUUUGGAUCACUGCUUCCGUGAUGACAUCACGAUCGCUGCCAGAGGUAUUACCCGAACUUACUACAUGCCAACGCUGGAGUCCGAAAUCAAGAAGGUGAAACCGGUGCCACCUGAAGCCGAGCCAGUCGGCUGUGGGUUGCUGGAUAUCUUGCGAAAUUGGUACAUCAACAUGGCUGGUGGAGACAACCGCCCAGCGCAGGAGACAUCCACCGAUUUGGUGGUCUCGAAGGAGAAGGCCCCUCUGCUAGCGGGUGAGAUAGGUCCGGAUUCAAUCGGCGCCGGGUUCUCCAAGGAUUCCUGCCGAUCGAUGGUAGCCAUGCUGGACGAGGAUGGAUCCGGGAAGUUGGGUUUCGUGGAGUUCCAGAAGCUGUUGACGGAAAUUGCCCGCUGGAAGGCGGUCUUCAAGCUGUACGAUCAGGGCAAAACGGGACACCUGAACCCGUUCGAGUUGAGGUCCGCUCUCCAGUCAGCCGGUUACCACCUGAACAACAAUAUUCUCAACAGUCUGAUGCACCGGUACGGUUCGAAGGAGGGAGAAAUAUGGUUCGAUGAUUUCAUCACGUGUGCGGUUAAAAUUAAAACCAUGAUCGACAUCUUCAGUACGAAGGUUGUGGAUGGCAAAAACAUAGCAUCCUUUAGUAUGGACGAAUGGAUCCACAAAACAAUCUAUUCUUGAAGUAUCUUUCAAGAAUAUGACCGAGGCGUUCUUAAUGUAAUUACCUUUAUUUAUUGUUGCGUCACUCUAUAGGAAAUUUAUAAAUCCGUUAAGAAUGUUGAAUUUCAAUGAACAACGGUUUGUAUUUGAUGACUUUCCCAGGCUGAGGAUUAAACGGAAUAUUGCUUUUAAGGACUACGUAUUCAUUAGAGAUGAAACGGAUAUCUGGUAGGGAACCAGCUAGAAAAAAUCAGAAAAAACCAAUAAUUUGUCAUUAACAUAAGAUAAAUGUUUUUUUUUAAAUUAAAUUAAUAUCAAUUAAUAACAUUAAAUCAUUGACACUAUUACUUUUAUUAUAAAUUUUUUCGAUUAUAAAUCGACCGAUUCCAGUUUGCUAUCUACACCAAGCCAGCUUCAGAGAACUUUCACUGUAAACACUACUGUAAGGAGCUGGAAGAUAAACUCUGGCACAACUUGCCAGUUGGAGGCACUGCUUAGAGUUCAAUGAUCACCAAACGUAAGGGACGUGAUUGUGAUCGAUUUGAAAUGUUUUCGCAUAACAGUCGAUUUCGAUUUCGCUGACUAUCUUUUUCAUUUGCCACAUCUAUGAAACUGUCCCAAAAGGUGUCGUGAGCUUCGUGUGUAAGGUUUUAUUCAGUUUCUUUCUUUGUUUUAAAGAGGCUUUAAACCUUGAAGUUCAUUCGCCUCUAUUAUUCAGUUUCGUCUCUGUUGUUUCGUUUAAAUUGAUUUGUGGUGUAGUAAGCAUACCCUAUCUCAGAUUAUCAUCAUACCGUUUAGACUGCUCGAAGUAUUCAAUGAAAAUAAUUGAUUGAUGUUCUUUGCUUAUUUGAAUCAAUAGUACUCAUUCUACAUCGACUAGUAUUGAAAUUUUUUCAAUAUAUCCAUAAAAAUCUUCAACAGAAAAUGAAUCUGUUCAAUAUUCCUUGCGGUCAAACUUGAUACUCUAUAAAGAUAUUUUCAUUCCAUACGGAAAAAUUAAUCAUGGUUCAUUAUUU